Molecule: messenger RNA, 4819 nt
Organism: Gavialis gangeticus (Gharial)
Lineage: Eukaryota; Metazoa; Chordata; Crocodylia; Gavialidae
Gene: FZD3
Product: frizzled class receptor 3
Exons: 6
Coding region: 356-2356 (666 amino acids)
Biological process (GO): canonical Wnt signaling pathway; non-canonical Wnt signaling pathway
Cellular component (GO): plasma membrane
Molecular function (GO): Wnt receptor activity; Wnt-protein binding
Source: RefSeq, a predicted model, not a curated record
UUUAAUAAUAAGAAAACAUAUCAGCUGCUAUGCUACAAGGAUGGAGUCUAUCGUGUGGGAAUGUGGCUAAUCAACUUACCGCCUUAACCUAAUGCACAGUGCAUAAUAAUGUGAAAAAGGAAAGAGAAGAGAAAAUGAUGUGUCUCUCCUAUAUCUUAAAAACACACACUUUUGGAUGGACUGGCCAAGCAGAAUUCAUUCAGUACAGAGAGUAUUCCGGUCUUUGAAGAACCUCAAUCAAGAAAUGAAACUCCUGACAUUUAAAGACAAUCCUGCAGGUGCACGUCUACCUGAAAAUGUUUAGUUAAUAAUCUGACGGGCCUCAGCAACUGGCCUCCAUUUGCAUUGUGGAAGGAUGGCUGUUUGCUUGGUGUUCUGUUCUCUCUGGCUUCUGGAUGUUUUGGUGGGGCGCACAGGUGGGCACAGUUUAUUUUCUUGCGAGCCUAUCAUCUUGAGGAUGUGUCAAGACCUGCCUUACAAUACCACCUUUAUGCCUAAUCUUCUGAACCAUUAUGACCAGCAGACGGCAGCAUUAGCAAUGGAGCCGUUUCAUCCUAUGGUGAAUCUGGAAUGCUCAAGGGAUUUUCGGCCAUUUUUAUGUGCCCUGUAUGCUCCCGUCUGCAUGGAAUAUGGACGUGUCACACUCCCGUGCCGGAGGCUCUGCCAACGGGCAUACAGUGAAUGCUCCAAACUCAUGGAGAUGUUUGGAGUCUCUUGGCCAGAGGAUAUGGAAUGCAACAGAUUCCCAGAUUGUGAUGAGCCUUAUCCUCGUCUUGUUGACCUCAAUUUAGCUGGGGAGCCCACAGAAGAGACCCCAGUGGCAGUGCAGCGGGACUAUGGCUUUUGGUGCCCCCGGGAAUUAAAAAUAGACCCUGAUCUGGGUUACUCUUUCCUGAGAGUACGAGACUGUUCUCCUCCUUGCCCAAACAUGUACUUCAGGCGUGAAGAACUCUCCUUUGCCCGUUACUUCAUCGGAGUUAUUUCAAUCGUCUGCCUUUCUGCCACCUUGUUUACUUUUUUAACUUUCCUGAUUGAUGUCACACGAUUCCGCUAUCCAGAAAGACCCAUUAUAUUUUACGCCGUCUGUUACAUGAUGGUGUCGUUAAUUUUCUUCAUUGGCUUUUUGCUUGAAGACCGAGUAGCUUGUAAUGCAUCUAGUCCUGCCCAGUACAAGGCUUCUACAGUGACACAGGGCUCUCACAACAAAGCUUGCACCAUGCUUUUCAUGGUGCUUUAUUUCUUUACCAUGGCUGGCAGUGUUUGGUGGGUCAUUCUUACCAUCACAUGGUUCUUGGCAGCUGUGCCAAAGUGGGGCAGUGAAGCAAUUGAAAAGAAAGCAUUGCUCUUCCACGCCAGUGCAUGGGGCAUUCCUGGAACUCUGACCAUCAUCCUUUUAGCAAUGAAUAAAAUUGAAGGUGACAACAUUAGUGGCGUGUGUUUUGUUGGCCUCUAUGACGUGGAUGCACUAAGAUAUUUUGUUCUUGCUCCCCUCUGCCUGUAUGUGGUGGUUGGAGUUUCUCUGCUACUAGCUGGCAUUAUCUCCCUCAAUCGGGUUCGAAUUGAAAUCCCAUUAGAAAAAGAAAACCAGGACAAGUUGGUGAAGUUCAUGAUCCGGAUUGGCGUGUUCAGCGUUUUAUACCUUGUACCACUCUUGGUAGUAAUUGGCUGCUAUUUCUAUGAGCAGGCUUACCGAGGUGUGUGGGAGACGACAUGGAUACAGGAACGCUGCAGAGAAUAUCAUAUCCCGUGCCCUUAUCAGGUCACUCAGAUGAGUCGCCCUGACCUCAUUCUCUUUCUGAUGAAGUAUCUGAUGGCUCUAGUGGUUGGGAUACCUUCAGUUUUCUGGGUUGGAAGCAAGAAGACCUGUUUUGAAUGGGCCAGCUUUUUCCAUGGACGCAGGAAAAAAGAAACAGUAAAUGAGAGUCGUCAGGUGCUGCAAGAGCCCGAUUUCGCCCAGUCGCUCCUGAGGGAUCCUAAUACUCCCAUCAUCCGAAAGUCGAGAGGGACCUCCACCCAGGGGACCUCCACACAUGCCUCAUCUACUCAGCUGGCGAUGAUGGAUGACCAAAGGAGCAAAGCAGGCAGCGUCCACAGCAAAGUGAGCAGUUAUCAUGGCAGCCUGCAUAGGUCACGUGAUGGCAGGUAUACCCCCUGCAGCUACAGAGGCGUGGAAGACCGACUACCUCACGGCAGUAUGUCACGACUGACUGAUCACUCCAGGCAUAGCAGUUCUCACCGGCUUAACGAACAGUCGCGUCACAGCAGCAUCAGGGAUCUCAGCAGCAACCCCAUGACACACAUCACACAUGGUACAAGCAUGAACCGGGUUAUCGAAGAGGAUGGAACCAGUGCUUGAUAUGCGUUCAACAAAAACGAUGAGCAUAUACGAUAGUGUAUCUUGGAGCCCCUUUCUCAGUAAUAUGAUAAUGCUCAGUAUUAUCAUGCCUCUCAUCAGGUGCUGAUUUCACGCAUCAGGAAGCUGAAAAGUUGGUUUCUCUUUUUCAGAGCCAGCUGUUCUCAUGCUUACAUCAAAGUUGGAAUGUUUGAUCUGCAAUCUAGAGAAUAACAAAAGUAUAAGAGUUGGUUGUAGCUUCCAAAUGAACCUACAAGUAGAUAAUUAUUUAUUUGAUAAUGGUUAUUUUCCUGUCAUGCACCACAGUUGAAUUUGUCAUUUGGAAACCCACCCAAGUAGUUUGUCUUUGUUUCAAUAAAUAUUACCCUUAAAGAUCCAAUUGGUGAGGUCAUGUUAAGAGUUCCAGGAAGCAGAAAGAAACUCUUGAAUAUUGAAGGGGUUCUUCUAAGUGACCUUUUUGUCUUUGAUUUAGUUAAUAAACUGGUAGUGUUUUUAUUAAGCACAGAGGGCAGGCUGCAUCUUAAAUACUGUACAAAGGACAUCUGUGAGAGAUCAGUAGACAUUUUUUUAAACAAGUACACUGGAAAUGCAACAAAAGAAUGAGCAUUCUGGAGGAAGAAUGAAAACUCCAUUGAAGAUCAUGAGUUCUUACAGUUGUUCAGGCUGAAAAAUUGGGAUAGGGCAGUGAAAGGGUGUUUUUUUUGUAUAACGUGUACUGUCCUUGCUUUUUUAUUUUUUACAAAAUGCUUUUUAAAUAUUGUACUUGUUUACAAUUUCUGUGGGAAGAGGUGGAAAGGUCACUUUGAACCAGUUAACCCAGUUAAUUUAAAAAUGAGUGGUUCGAUAUUAACAUAUGAACAUUGCAGUUGAGCUUUGCCUAUUUCUGACCUAUAAAAUAUAGGUAGUGGGGGAACCUGGAUUUUUCCCUUAACCUGAGAGGAGAUAUUGUGAUCCCUCAGGGAUCCAUGAGUGCACAGAUGUAUCAGCCCAACUUCACCUAUGUAGGCAGAGAGGGGGGAUGCAUUGUCAGGAGCUUACUACCACUGUGCUGUUUUGGGACUAAGCAAAGUGUCAGGCUAAAACCCACCUAGUUAGGUGGAGUGUGCACUGCAUAGAGGAUUAGUUCUUACUGUAGGUUCUUCCAUUCCAGAAUAGGUUCAGAGAACAGAAACGUGGGGGGGGGGGAUUUCAAUAUUUUUUGUGAAUAAUUUUGCUCUCAUUUUGCCUUUAGGAUAUAUCAUGUCCUUGUCAACAUUGCAGGCGGAGUCCAAUCAUAUUUAAUAUGGUACAGUAGAUCUUCUGGAGCAGCUAUGUUAUAAGUUUCAAGUAUUGCUCACUAUGAGGAAACACUGGUUACAUUUGAACCUACCUCAUUAAUUACUGGAGAACAUUGCUGGGAAACGUACACUUACUUUUUCAUUGUCCUCACAUACAUUCCCUUGGUUGACCUGUUUCAGGCAUGUUGAAAAGCCUUUGUAAUGCUUGGAUGGUAUAGCUCAGGGGCAAAAAUAAGGCAACAACUCAGUAUCUGUACUUCAGAGGCUUUUGAGAGCAACAAGAGCUGGGCCUUGCAAACAUGAUUCAUUUUAAUUGUGCCCCAGUGACACUACAGCAAAUCACUUAGCUGUGCUAAUCUUUGAAAUCAAAGGUUACUCUGGGAGUCACCUUGCCUUUAAUAGCAGAGUUACUGUAAAUUGUUUUUCCUAGUCAGACCAGGCUUUGCUCCAAAGGAGAAGCAUGAACCAAAACCAACUUCAAAUAAAAAGCUUUAGAAGCCACUCUGCUCUCCUCUCUAUGUCAAUCCUACUAUUAAGGAUGGAAGUUAAUGGCUCAGCUUUGUGUGUAGCAAGCUGCCACAAUGAUAGUAUACAGUGCUAAUAGUCUGAUUAUUCUCUACCUUCUUUUUCAGAGCACAGGGAGUAUGCAAAGUUUGUCAAGUGGCUUUUGUUGGACAUGUUACAAUUCCACAUCAACAAUGAUGACAAAAUAUGAGGUUGUUUAAGCUUAUUUUAGCUUAAACUUUGCAACUUUCUUCUUGCUUCAGCAAAGGGAUGAUGAUUUAUAGGAAUUUGGAUUUACUAAGGGAGUUGAUCAUCAUCCAUAUUUUAAUAUAAUGGAACAAAAUAAUGUAAAGUGUUUACAUUGAUUGUUUGGCAAUACUGUUCUCAUUGCGACCGGGCUUUGACUUGUUUUAUACUGUGUGUGGGGAUGGAUGGUUGUGCUUACAUCCAUGUUAAUUUGAAAUGGGUUAAUUGUGGGGUUUAACUCUUCAGCUUCACAGAGGAACCUCUUUCACUGGAGGCUUUCAAGAAGAGGCUGGACAAGCGCCUGGGAUGGUUUAGGGACAGCAAAUGCUUUAUCUGUGUUGGUGUGGGGAUGGGGACUGAGAUGGCUCUUCAUUCUGUGUUCCAGAUGUAGAUGUUUUUAGCCUGUUCCUCACUCUUAUUAUUCUAGAUCUGGAGCACA